ACAGGUUACACUCACUGCAUUCACACUGAUGACAGAGGCUACAAAGCCCCCAUUUAGACAAAUAUCACACAUAAACCAGAUAACAGGAAGUAGAGUCGACCAGAAGACGUUUACUGCAGCGUUUACAGCAGACCAUCAGUUGUUUGACAGAGCUUACAAUCUGGUUCUAGACAUUUUUUCACCAUGACACCAAAGUCCUGCUUCACCAUCCUUCAUGUGUCCAUCUUGGCUGCGACACUUCUCACUUUGGAAGUUUCCUGUACAGAUGAAUGUGAAGUUCAAAUUAAAGUACGCCGAUACACAGAAUAUAAAGCUCACCUUGGAGAAGAACUAAAGAUUGAAUGUCCAGUUACGGUCUGCAACGAUUCACCACCUGAAAUCUCCUGGUUUAAACUCGAAGAAACUGGUGAUCCUAUAAACAUUAGCGGGAGAAGUCGCUUCAAAUCAGAGUGGAAAACUUUGAAGCAUUUAGAGGGAGUUUCAGUUUUGAUCAUUCAAAACUUUGUCAGAAACGACUCGGGUAUAUAUCGGUGUAAAUGUGGUUCCAGUGUUGGACAUAAAAUCAAUGUUUCUGUCAAUGAUAGUGUUGAACUCAUCACCGACCAAUCGACAACUUCAGAGCCACGGAGACCAGAAACUGAGGACGCUUUCUGGCCUUUUGUGUGUCGUGUUAUUGGACUCUUGGUGUUUGUCGCCAUAGUGAUUGCUAUGUUUGUCACCUCACAGUCUUUGCGUAAAGGUGUCCGAUGUGGAGGAGGAUCCAAAGACACACCAGCAGAUCCAAAAAGCCAGCCUUCCCAUCAGGCUUUGCCUAUGGAUCAUAUCUAUGAUAGUGUUCAGUAGUCCUCAUGUCAGAGGUACAAAGUUAAACGUUACAAUGCUGGGUUAAGAAUAUACAACAGCAUUUAUUAUUGAUUGUUUUUUGUGACUCGUGGAAGUCAAUUUGUGCUUGUGAAUUUCUGCAAAUGAACCUGUAGUGAUACAAGAAGUGACAUUUCUAUUGCUUUCAAACCGCUGUAUAUGAGAUCGAACCUGUGUGUGUGUGUGUGUGUGUGUGUGUUUUGCUUCCUCUGUAGGUGACAAACUUUGUGCACAAAUCCCCUGCAAGAUAUAUUAUUUUGGUUAUCUGUAUCGCAUUUUGGAGCAGACGCACUGAUGCCAGGAAGCAAAAUGUAACCACACGUCACAUAUUGAGAGACAAAAGACAAGAGGAUGUGUCGUAACAUGAAAAAAUACGCAGCCCUCAACUUAUCACCCAUCUGUUCUAGGGAUCUUAUUUCACUCUAAAAUAUAAAUUAUAAAUGUGAUUUUAUCACUUCACAUACAGCCCAAUAUUAAAGAUUCACUGAAGAAAUCUAGUUUCUUAAACUGACAAAUGAAAACAACAGCCAACCUGUCAGUCAAAACAGCCCCGCCAAAUUAUAAUAUAAUUACUAGCCUUCAAAAAAGAUUUUUCAUAAAUUCUUAAAAUUCAUAAAAAUUCACCCUGUAAAGUUUGUGCAAAUAAAUAAAUGAGCUGUCAGAACCAAACCUGUUCUGUAGCAUUUCUACUGAGUAUGUCAUGGUUGGAAACGACUGAAUUUGAUGAAUAUCUCCUUUCAGAUUGCGUCUUUAUGUCGGAAACAUCCACAUGUGCACAUCAGAUUGUGUCUUGGCUUAUUACUCAUUACAUGCAAAUAA
Labrus bergylta (ballan wrasse) is the source of this 1680-nucleotide messenger RNA. The record is from RefSeq and is a predicted model, not a curated record. NCBI's taxonomy places the organism in Eukaryota, Metazoa, Chordata, Actinopteri, Labriformes, Labridae.